AUGAAAAAUGCUGUACUACAGAUCCAGCAGCAACAGGAACAGAGGCGCGUGGAGAGGGAGGAUGAGGAGCGCUACGAGGCCCAGCUGGAGGCAGACAUGAAGAAGCACCAGCCGUGGGGUCGAGGUGGAGGAGGAGCCCCGCUCAGAGACAGCACUGGAAACCUGAUCGCUGACCUCCACCAGAUGCACAAACUGAAUGUGGAGGCCUACAUCAACCCAGAGCAGUGGCAGAGGAGAGCCACGGCCCGCCGAGCGGAGCUCCCCGACCCCAGCGAGAGGGUCUCCGGUACUGUAGCAGAGUGCAGCAGCCACGACACUAGUGACAGGCUCUCUGGUUUCAGCCAUGCCCAAACCCCCCAGUUUGCCAGAGGCUGUGUGUUUUCCAACCAGCCCACCCAGCACCAGCUCCAUGAGCAGGACAAGUACAAAGCCUCCCUCCAACAGCAGAUUGAUGAGAAAAUGCUGAAAAAGGCGGAGGAGAGGGAACGGAGCAGACUGGAGGAGGAAAAAGAGGAGAAGAGGCUGGCGGAGCAGAGGGCUCGCAUCCAGAGGGAGUUUGAUGAUGAGCGAGAGAGGAAGAAACGGAAGGAAAUGGAGCAAAAGGUCAAGAACGAGGAGCUGAUUCAACUGGCCGAGCGGAGGAAGGAGGAACUGGAGAGGGAGAAGAAUGAAGCGGAGGAGGAGGAGGAGAGGGCAGCACUGAGGAGGCAGUAUGAGAGGGAGAGGCAGGCUCGGGUGGAGGAGGUGUGCAGGGAGCCCUCACCACCGAUCCCCACCCUGCAGAAGAGACCUGGGCUACACCAGUACACCCCCAGACCGCCCACUGUUGACAGCCAGCAUUCAACUGCCCUCCUGUCUGAGCGCUCUUUGUCUGGUCUCCAGUCCCCUCCUGUCCCGGCUCGUAGGAACCAGCUCCGAGCUGCAGGUGACCAGCGCGACGUGUUCAGCGAGCUGUCGGCGCUGCGUCGGCAUCUUCGCAGCGAAGAGAGGAGGCUGGAGGGUCGUCUGCAGCAGGUCGACUGGGGCGAGUUCGACUCUCCUCUGAGUGACAGACAUGGGGAGCGUCGCCAGGUGGACGUGUUCGACAUGGCCAGGCUGCGGCUCCAGGCUCCGGUCCGACGGCCCAACUCCAGAAACACGGAACCCAGUAACCUGCUGCGAAUCCACGACUCCCUUCAGCUCAAAUACUCCGACUGCGAGUCCAGGCUGGGCUUCAGGGAGGGUCCUAAGACGGAGGAAGUGGGUGUGGCCGGCAGGAGGAGGCGGGACUACAGCAGCCGGGGGUCUACAGUCCAGGACGAUUAUUGUGACCUGUCCCCACCACGGCUGAAUUGUUAUCUGAGGAGUGUGAUGGGGAGGUCUGCCAGAGGUUCCCUGCUGGACUCAGAGAGUGCUUUCAUUGACCCCCUAGGCGAGGCCUUCCCAGUGCGGUGCACCCCGGAGCUUGAUAAAGCCCCCACGCUGUCAGCCAGGGACAGGAGGAGGCUGUCCAAACGGCCACAGCACCCUCAGGAUCGAGCACCUUCCAGCCGGCCCUUUGGCCAGCAGGACGACUACUCCGCCCUCACGGGUGACAGACGGGAUGCGGAGCCCGGUGGAGAGAGGCGGAGCCGGGACGGGUCAGGACGCCUGAUGUCCCUCAGUCGCCGUAGCAACGCAGCCGGACCAGUGGAUCUGUCCGACGACGGCUCCUCCCCUCCCCGCUAUUCUCUUCACAGUCUCAACCACCGAGGCUCCGUGGAAACGCUCUCCACAGAUCGCUGGAUGCGGCCGGGAACGACGGACACACUGAUAUGUUUGGACCGGCCGUCGAGGAGGGAACGGCUGACCACGUAGCCCCCCCCCCUCCCGUCUGUCGACAGCUCGACUUAACAUUAUUUUGAAAAGAGAUCAUGGCUGGUUUUACCUCCUGAAUGAAAAGUGAUACUUGAGUGUGUACGUUAAAUCGUUGUUUACGACAGAGAUCCUCGAUAUCUGAGUGAGAACUUUGUAUUCUAUUUUAUUAACUAAAUUAUGUCAUAUAAUAAAUAAUAUUUUAAUUAUAUGAAGUGCGUUUUGAUUCAAAUUUACAAAACUUUAAUCAGAUCAAAGACAUUACUUUUUUGAUAUUUUCAGAUCUUAGAAAGUAAGCCAGACUUCUUGCAGGUGGAGUUUUAUUUUAACAUCGGAUCUAAAGAUUUGCAAAAUCUAUUCAUGGAUUUAAGAACCCUACGUUUGCAUCGAGAUGAGUGAAUAUAUUGUAUCUAUAUAGUCUGUCCGAUCAAUAUGAAGCUACAGCCAGCAGGUUAGUUUAGCAUUAACACUGGAAACUGCAGUAUUUUACCCACCAGAUCAGGGAGCUUUUAUAUGAAGGGCCAUCACUGCGCUGCAUCACCCUUAAGGUUAAAAUCAAGUUUAAUUAUGAUGCAACAACAAUUUAAAUCUCCCUCGGAUCUGUACAUUUAUCCCAUUAUUAUAGGCAACGUGCAUAGUAACAUUUAUAAAACAAAAUUAAAAAUGCUGCUGUAGUCAGGACGUUGUAAUGAUAUGAGAGCACUUUAUAAGAAGGCUAUCACAUGAAAACAUCCACAUCUUGAGUUAACCUAUAACCUAUAAGUUAAUCAAUAACCUAGCAACCUUCCACUAAUCUUUAUCAACAAAAAAGAAAAGUACCAAAUAAUGCAACUACCAAUAAUGGCUGUGAAAUAGUUCCUUUAGCAUGUGGAAGAGAGGGCACUUACUGCUCGGUUGCCAUUGGUUAAGCUGCCUUUGGUUGCCUACCCCCGCACUAUAGAUUAUUUCACAUUAUUUUAAAUCCAGAAAUAAAAACGUGACCCUUCUUCACUUGAGUAAUAUUCAGUAUGUCCCAAUGCAUACUAUGUCCAAUGCAGUAGAGCAGAGAUAGCAGGAUGUCCCACUGCAUCGUAUUUUAGCCAGCAUGCUUUUCUGACUCAUCUAACUGUUCUGAUGGACAGUAUGUCCCAAUUGAAUGCAUACUGCAUGCAACGUUAUGUACUUUGUAAAGUCAGCUGCAGUAUGUGAUAAAAGUAAGAAAGCAAAAAUUUGUGCAAUUUGGAAAGCUGUAGUUUCCAAAAGAAGAUGCUGAACCUCGGCAUGUUCCGUGUGUCAUGUGGAGAUGUUAGCAUUAACGCUCAAAGCGUGUCUAAAGUACUCUCCUCAGAGCCAAUGGUGUGGCAGCAGACUCCGUCUUGUUUUACAGGGUUUUGGGGCUUCCUGCUGUAUAACAGCAAUGGUUCUCAUAUCCCAGUGAAAUCUUCGGCUGUCACUCUCCAAGCAGUCGUUCCAUUAUUCACCGUUUACCAUCACAUUUCUAAUAGAUUCUCCCACUAGAACGUAAACGCAGCAGAACAAGUAAAGCCAGGGGAAUGUGUGAAGAGCACCCAACGGAGAGAAUUUCUGAUGAUCCGUCCACAGA
This is a messenger RNA of Anarrhichthys ocellatus (wolf-eel), 3415 nucleotides long. RefSeq names its product centrosome and spindle pole-associated protein 1-like. The transcript has 16 exons. Lineage: Eukaryota; Metazoa; Chordata; Actinopteri; Perciformes; Anarhichadidae. Bases 1 to 1836 code for a protein of 611 amino acids. Gene Ontology annotation, biological process: positive regulation of cytokinesis. The record is from RefSeq and is a predicted model, not a curated record. Gene Ontology annotation, cellular component: spindle pole; microtubule; centrosome.